AUUCUUUAACCUUCCAUAACUCCCGUCGACCUGGAUUAUCGAUCAUGUCACUGUCGACUGUCGUCAACGGUGGCGCUCUCUCUUGUUGUCGCAGGAAAAAACUAUCUCACGAGUAAACGGUUGUAGUUGAGGUUGCAUACGGAUAUAAACUCAAGUGGUGAUGGACUGAAUUUGUUCUUCUACAUGGAGGGAUGCCAUUACAUUUGCAAGAAUGGAUGUUUGCAAUCUGAACUAAUAGCUCUCUCCCGUAGACAUGAAGAGGUGUUCAAUCCUUCUUCCGAAUUGCAAUCCUCGACGAUUGUGUUAUCGUGAACAAUUAGGUUCUGCCCUGAACCAUCUCUUUAUCUUCUGCUAUUCAAGUAAUUCUUUGGUUGAGAGGUUAAACCUUUCUCGUCCAACCAGUACCAGACCCUUCCCUGAUUAUUCUCCAAAAAAGCCCUCCAUAAGAGAUACUGAACUUGUCUAUCAGGUGUCAAUUACUGUUAAGCAACGCCGUUAUGAGACCCUUCAUCGUACUUUACAGUCAUUUGAGUCGAAGAUUAGGUCUGAUCAUUUUGUUUGGGUUCUCAUGAGCAUAAGGAAUGAUUACAAACUAGUUCUGGAUUUUUAUAACUGGUGGUGCGUACGUAGGAACCCAUCACUUGAAGCCCGUUGUUUUGUUGUUCACAUUGCCACGUCUUCUGAAGAUACAAAGAUGGCACGUGAGCUUAUCCGUGAGUUUUGGAUUAAACCCAGUUUAGACAUCAAUCUUUCAUUUGUUCAUUUUUUAGAAAAACUAAUAUACACUUACAAGGAUUGGGGUUCUAAUCCUUAUGUUUUUGACAUUUUCUUCCAAGUCCUUAUUGAAGUAGGCUUCUUAGUCUAUGCAAGGAAGCUUUUUGAUAAGAUAUUGAAUUAUGGUAUAGUUUUAUCUGUUUGUUCAUGUAACCUAUAUCUUUCCUCUCUAGCAAAUAGCAAUGGUGGGCACAGAAUGGCUUUGAAGGUUUUUAGUGAAUUUUCUAAUUUGGGGGUCUCUUGGGAUACUGAAUCACAUAACAUAAUGGUUCACUCACUUUGCCGAAUAGGAAGAGUGAAAGAAGCCCAUAACCUACUCCUGCAAAUGGAACUGAGGGGAUGCAUCCCUGAUGUUGUAAGUUACAGCACUGUGAUUAAUGGGUACUGUACUGCUGAAGAACUGGAACCAGUGUUGAAGAUCAUAGAAGAGAUGCAAGGAAAGGGACUUAAACCAAACAAACAUACUUUUAACAGCAUAAUUCUUCUUUUGUGUAAGACUGGUAAAGUAUCAUAUGCAGAGGAGGUCCUUAGGGAGAUGAUAUCACAGGGAAUUACCCCAGAUAAUGUAGUUUACACUACUCUCAUUGAUGGCUUCUGCAAAGCUGGGGUUGUAACUGCUGCAUACAGAUUGUUUAAUGAAAUGCAGUGUUUGAACAUCAUUCCUGAUUUGGUAACGUAUACUGCCCUUAUCUGUGGUCUGUGUCAAACUGGAAAGGUUGCAGAAGCAUAUAAGCUCCUGCAUGAUAUGCUUGACUGUGGGUUGGAACCUGAUGAGUUUACUUACACGACACUUAUAGAUGGUCACUGCAAAGUGGGUGAGGUCCAGGUUGCCUUUUCUCUUCACAACCAAAUGGUUCAGAUGGGAUUGGUGCCAAAUGUUGUCACUUAUACUGCAUUGGCUGAUGGGCUUUGCAAACAGGGGGAACUUGAUAUGGCAACUGAGCUUCUUCAGGAGAUGUGUGGAAAGGGACUUGAGUUAAACAUUUAUACUUACAAUUCACUUAUUAAUGGUCUUUGUAAAGCUGGAAAUAUUGUGCAAGCAUUAAAACUGAUGAAAGAUAUGGAAGCAUCAGGUAUUCCGCCUGAUACUUUUACCUAUACCACUCUUAUGGAUGCUUAUUGUAAAUCAGGAGAAAUAGCCAAGGCUCAUGAUCUUUUGCGUGAUAUGCUGUGCAGUAGGAUUCAACCCUCGAUUGUUACAUUUAAUGUUCUGAUCAAUGGGUUUUGUACCUCUGGGAUGCUGGAAGAGGGUGAGAAACUGCUGGGAUGGAUGGUGGAGAAAGGUAUAAUGCCAAAUGCCACCACUUACAAUUCUCUAAUGAAGCAAUAUUGCAUUAGGAAUAAUAUGCGUGUCGCCACAGAAAUUUGCAAGGGAAUGUGUAGUAAAGGAGUUAUGCCAGAUGGUAAUACCUAUAACAUAUUGAUACGAGGACAUUGCAAAGGGAGGAAUAUGAAGGAGGCCUGGUAUCUACAUAAAGAAAUGGUUGAGAAGGGAUAUAAACCAACAAUUGAUACAUAUCAUGCACUCAUUAAGGGUUUCUUGAAGAGAAAAAAGUUCUCUGAAGCAAAAGGAGUUUUUGAAGAGAUGAGAAGAGAGGGCUUGUCUGCUGAUAAAGAAUUAUACUGCAUCUUUGCAGAUAUGAGAUUUGAGGAAGGGGAUUUUGACAGGGCUCUUCAGAUCUGUGAUGAAGCAAUAGAAAAGUGUCUCAUAAACAAGACCAAUGACUGGGUCACAUAAUUUUAUCUUUGAAUUCGUGUUGGAAUAUUCUGAAGAAACAUUUUCAAUCCUAUUUGCUCUUGUGCAGAGCAUUCAGAUUCCUCCACUGGGCUGCCAUGAUUGGAGAUAUGAGAAAUGUGGGAUGCUUCAAUUGGAGGGAGACGUUAUCACAACAGAGUUGGAACUUGAAAAGGGGCGAUGCUUAGAACCAAGCUGCACACACCCUAAACCCCACUACUAGACCUUCUGGUUGGCAUAUGUACUUCGCAUGUUUGCCACAACACCUCGUGCUAGAUAUUACAUUUCUCCUUGAGAAUUCUCGGGUGCCAAGGAUGUCGAGUAGCUUUAGCACACAAGGAAAACUUAUUGUCGUUAUCAAAGGUCCUACAGUCGCUUCAAAGUAUAUAAUGAAGUGUGAUGAUGACACAUUUGUACGGAUAGAUGCUGUCAUGAAUGAAGUUAAGAAAAUUCGUCAUGGCAGCCUGUAUAUUGGAACAUCAAUUACUACCAUAAGCCACUGGAAAAUGGUAAAUGGGCAGUCACCUAUGAGGAAUGGGCAGAAGAAGAUUACCCACCCUACGCGAAUGGGCCUGGUUAUGUCAUCUCGUCUGACGUUGCAGAGUCCAUUGUCUCUGAUUUUGAGCAACAUAAGUUGAGGUUGUUCAAGAUGGAUCGGAGGAUGUGAGCAUGGGAAUGUGGGUAGAGAAGUUCAACAGCUUGAAGUUGUGCCAGUUUGGAUGCAUCGAAGACUAUUACAAUCAAUCCCCCAAGCAAAUGAUCUGCCUCUGGCGAAAAGUGGAAAACUGCAAAGCCAAGGGAAAGCCCACUGCUGUGGUGCAGACAUUGUUAACACGGGAUUUGAUGAGGGGAAAAUUCUGUGCGCUUGUACAGUAGAGGAGAGCAGAAUGAAGUGAAAUCUUUUGUUAUUCACUUAUACUCGG
Molecule: messenger RNA, 3432 nt
Organism: Ipomoea nil (Japanese morning glory)
Lineage: Eukaryota; Viridiplantae; Streptophyta; Magnoliopsida; Solanales; Convolvulaceae
Product: pentatricopeptide repeat-containing protein At1g05670, mitochondrial
Exons: 6
Coding region: 254-2512 (752 amino acids)
Molecular function (GO): protein binding
Source: RefSeq, a predicted model, not a curated record